UCUAUUUCUUGACCAGAAAAAACCUCCUUUCUCUCGUGUUUCUUUUUGCAAGAUUCAUCCAGCUCCCAACACAUACAUUCUAGCUUCAACUUUCCAGCUUUGCAUUUAAUAGCCAUACUUGAAGCUUGGGCAAGCAAUGGCAUCAAAUUCCCUCUCUUCUUCCUCUUCAUGGACAGCCAAAGAAAAUAAAUUGUUUGAAAAGGCCCUUGCUAAAUAUGACAAGGAUACCGCAGACCGUUGGCAAAAUGUUGCUAGGGCGGUAGGGAAAACUGAGGAGGAAGUGAAAAGGCACUAUCAAAUCCUUGUGGAAGACCUCAAGCACAUCGAGUCUGGCAAUGUUCCAUUUCCAAAUUACAGGUCAGGCAGAAACAAACGCUGAGCCAUCAAGCCACAGGAUGCAGACUCAGGGCAGUAAACUCUGGGUUACAAGUUAUCCAGGCUGAAGGUAAAACGAUCAGCAUGCAUCUACUAGAAGGGUCAGUCAGGGAAUGCUUAAGAAUUAAUUAUCUAAUGUGAAAAUGAGUCUUUCGAUACCAAAAGAUAAUAUGUGUAAAAUAAUAAUAAUAAUAAUAAUAAUAGAUGCAGCAGUAGACAAAAUGAAGCCUUCUUGAUUCAGCUUGUAAUGUGUGUAUUAAUGCACAGUUUGCAUUGCUAUUAGAACUCUCAAAUUUGGGUGAGUACAUUUUUUGUUACCUGAUCCGGCACACAAGCGUGCUGGAUCUUCUUCUUCUUUCUCAGCAAAUUGAUAUUGGUCAAGUAGAUUCGAGUUCU
This is a messenger RNA of Coffea eugenioides, 771 nucleotides long. RefSeq names its product protein RADIALIS-like 3. The transcript has 2 exons. NCBI's taxonomy places the organism in Eukaryota, Viridiplantae, Streptophyta, Magnoliopsida, Gentianales, Rubiaceae. Gene Ontology annotation, molecular function: DNA-binding transcription factor activity. The record is from RefSeq and is a predicted model, not a curated record. The coding region runs from base 137 to 379 and encodes 80 amino acids.